AUGGACUUUUACGGCUUUGCGCCGAUUCUGGCCAUUUUCUACUCCACGUUCCAUCCCACCGAGGGUCCACGAGUCGAGGUUCAGGUGCCCCGCGACUCGAUUGUGCCUGAUGCCGAAUCUCUGGAUCAGCCCGGAGCUCUGGUGGCCUUCAACGCGGUGAAAAACUACGUCAUCCCCAAGCCGCCUCUGUGCAACCGCGUCGUAACCAUUAAAAGUAACGCCUACCGAGUCUCUUCGUACCCGGUUCACAUCUACUCCAACGAGUACGCGCGAAACUCGUUCAUUUUCAACUUUGCAUUCGUCUUCAGCUACGAGUCAGCCUCGGGAGCCUACGAUGCAGCCAUCAGACGGAUAGGCAAGAUGUUCGAGGCGCUGGAGAUCCAGAGCAAACUUCUGUCGGCCCGACCAGACAUUGUCUUCAUCGACAAUAUCAUCCAGCAGCUGUUCCAGGACCUAAACAACUACUCGGAAUGCCUCGUGGCCAUCAACGACUCCAACGCCAUCAACAUUAAACUGUUUCCCAUUUUCCCGUCGCCUCCAGACCUCAGAGCGUCGUACGUUCCCAUAGCAACUGUACGUCUGGAACAAAUGGUGGACGAAAACUGGGAUCCCACCAUGGAGAAGAUUGUGCCGUUUAUCAAUGGGAUCAACUCCAUUCGUCGGAUUGCAGACCUCGCAGAUGCAGACUACAACCUCACCAAGGAUUGCAUUCAGCAGCUCAUGUACUACAGAUGUAUCAUCAUCGUGGACCUGUUCCAGUUCUCCAACAUUUACGCUCCCACCUCAGACAUUGGAGAUUUCAUUGAAGACGCAGAUAUGGGUCGAGAAUGCCAGGCUUAUGUCUUUUCACCUGCAGGAACCCUCGGGGGCAUGAUGCCUGCUCCAGGACUCAAUAGAAAACGACACAUGUCACGAACCAGCUUGUUUUCGAAUGAACUCUCAACUUCUUUCAGACAACGAUAUGAGCGCCAGAUGAGAGAUCAAAGUGGGCACUUGAGUAUUCCUCCUUUGUCUUCGUCGGCCACAUCUGCAUUGUCUACCUCAUCAUCAUCGUCUCUUUCUCAGCGGUCCAACUCGUUCUCUUCUUCUCACUCCAUGUCAGGAACUGUUCCCUCCGUUGUACAACUGUUCAAGUUGUACAAGUCGUUGCAUCAGGGCCAAACUCUCGGCGACUGGUAUGCAGAGAACCAAAAGGAGCUCGUCAACAUUGAUAUUCGGCGCUUCAUCACCUUUGGCGUUAUCAAGGGUAUUAUUUACAGAGCUCAUUCAUAUCCCAUUUUGGAAGGCAUCACUCCUUUCAACAGAAACAGACACGUGCAGGACGUUUCCGCAACUCCUCGGGGAGGAAGACGACGAGUGGGUCUGGGCCCUGAUCAGGAGCGAAUCAAGAAAGAGGAGGUAGAUGGAGUCCUGGCCAAGCUCGUAAAGCAGCCAAAAAACUUUGACGCUAUUUCUACAGCUUUACAGCUGCCCAAGGAAGAUGUGGAGAAGGUACUUAGUUCCGAAGGUGAAUGGGCUAUUGUGACGGCGUAA
Molecule: messenger RNA, 1533 nt
Organism: Yarrowia lipolytica CLIB122
Lineage: Eukaryota; Fungi; Ascomycota; Dipodascomycetes; Dipodascales
Biological process (GO): positive regulation of autophagy; negative regulation of TORC1 signaling
Cellular component (GO): GATOR1 complex; vacuolar membrane
Molecular function (GO): GTPase activator activity
Source: RefSeq, a predicted model, not a curated record